Messenger RNA from Mytilinidion resinicola, 579 nucleotides. RefSeq lists its product as uncharacterized. Bases 183 to 542 code for a protein of 119 amino acids. Lineage: Eukaryota; Fungi; Ascomycota; Dothideomycetes; Mytilinidiales; Mytilinidiaceae. The record is from RefSeq and is a predicted model, not a curated record. The transcript has a single exon.
ACCAUUCCUACUGUCUUACGUUUCGAAUAUAGAGAUUGUCUCUCACAUGACCUCGUUGUAUCCUCCCGAUCUCCAGUUCUAGAAUAUCCCAGCUCACCUCGAGCUCCUCGAACCCAAGAGAUCGGGUCAUCCGAACCGCUGCAUUAGUUCCCUCUCCACGCAGCCGUCGCCUCACUUCUGGCAUGGCUCGCAUCUGUGACCCAUGCGAGAAACGAGCUAUCACUUUCUCUAGACGUCGACGGCGAAGCCGAACUCGGGAGGCCAGCGGGCCGCAUUUGCCGCCGCCUCGACCUGCAGCCGUCUCUAAGUGCUCUUCAAUGCCUUAUCUCAAGCCCCAGAUAACAAAAGGAGAAGGUGAUGGUGUACAUGUACAUAGACGAGCGCCUCCCGCCGAGGUCUCUGCAUGGUACCUCCAGACUGCCCUCAGUUCACCAACUGACCCGCCAACAAUGAGCCCACGUACCCCUCAUUUAGGGCACCCGGCAAUUUCCACACCUCCCCACCCCGGCGAGAACAGCUAUCCGAUGUUGCGCAUUGCAUGAUGCACAUAGUAUUGCGAAUACCGUGUGGAGGGGCGGG